Messenger RNA from Penicillium samsonianum, 1260 nucleotides. Its product is annotated as Kelch repeat protein. Lineage: Eukaryota; Fungi; Ascomycota; Eurotiomycetes; Eurotiales; Aspergillaceae. The record is from RefSeq and is a predicted model, not a curated record. Gene Ontology annotation, molecular function: protein binding. The annotation marks the transcript as partial. The transcript is spliced from 3 exons.
AAUGAGAGAGUUGUGCCCCGGGUGGCAUACUUAGUCGCCCGUAGCUUAGCAUGGCCCACCAAGGUCCUCCUCAACAAAGUCAAAAGCAUCGGCAACGGGUUUCCCCUCGACAGUUCGUCAUCCGUAUCAGAGCACAGCCUCAAAUCAGUAUUCAACAAACACAAGCGGGGCCCAAGUCUUGGUAUAAAGACUUCUAAAAUUCUCGCGAUCCAUAUUAUCCCAACAUCAAAUAAUCCAAUCAACCCCACUUCCAUCACCAUGGCAGUAAUCCAAGCAAAAUGGACCAAAGUCGUCGAGGCAGAGAUCUUACAGCGAUCCUCCCAAAUAGUCUCCGUCAUUGACAGACAAGUCUACAUUUUUGGCGGGGAGUUGCGGCCACGAGAACCCAGAGACAAUGACGUCCACGUUGUUUCACUUGGAACUCCUGCAACCCUAUCCACCAAACCACCCACCAACCAAUCCCCUUCACCACGAGUAGGAACCGCAUCAACAACACUCAAUGGCAAAAUCUACCUAUUCUCCGGACGCGGAGGCACAGCAAUGGCCCCUGUAGAAGAAAGCGGCGGGAUCUGGGAAUUCGACCCCAGCUUAGAAAAAUGGUCCCUCCUCGCACCAUCCGAGCCAAACCCGACAUCCAUCCCAGCAGCGCGCAGCUACCACUGCACAGCCAACGACGGCAAAGACACCGUGUUCAUCCACGCAGGCUGUCCGGAGAAGGGCCGUCUAUCAGAUCUGUGGGCGUUCAGUGUAUCCCAAAAGCAGUGGACGGAACUUGCUCCGGCGCCGGAUCCACCGCGCGGUGGCACGUCUAUUGCGUUUGCCGGGGGCAGACUUUAUCGGAUGAAUGGGUUUGAUGGGGAGCGCGAGCAGGGAGGUAGAGUAGACGUCUAUGAGCCUGGAGCCAAUGUGUGGAGCUCGCACUCAUUUGUUUCGGAUAGUGUGAGUGGGCCAUCGCCGCGGAGUGUCGCAGCCUUGCUUCCUGUUGUUGUUUCUGGUCGUGUGUACUUGGUUACCCUGUUUGGUGAGCAGGAUCCUAGUUCCUUGGGACAUCAGGGGGCCGGGAAGAUGUUGGGUGAUGUGUGGGUGUUUGAUAUUGAGUCCAAGUUAUGGACGAAGGUUGAGGCCCAGGGAGAUGGGCGUCCUGAUCCACGGGGUUGGUUUGAUGGGGAUGUCCUUGAUGCUGGCAGUAUUUUGGUUCAUGGAGGACUUGGAGAAUCGAAUAAUCGGUUGGGUGACGUUUGGACUCUCGAGUUUUUCUAG